This is a messenger RNA of Notolabrus celidotus (New Zealand spotty), 777 nucleotides long. It is a transcript of the gene tmem119a, whose product is annotated as transmembrane protein 119a. The record is from RefSeq and is a predicted model, not a curated record. NCBI's taxonomy places the organism in Eukaryota, Metazoa, Chordata, Actinopteri, Labriformes, Labridae. The transcript is spliced from 2 exons. Bases 265 to 777 code for a protein of 170 amino acids. Gene Ontology annotation, biological process: positive regulation of osteoblast differentiation; positive regulation of osteoblast proliferation; ossification. Gene Ontology annotation, cellular component: plasma membrane.
GAGCAGGCUAGGAGUUCAGCAUGAGUAACCAUGAUGAUCUACCCUGGACUCAGAAGAGAAGAUGAAGUCCCGUCUGGUUUCUUUCCUCACUCUGCUGUCACUGUGGUGCAAUGUGUGUCACACCACUCCCCUGUUCUACAACAUAUCCAUGGAUGGCAGCGGUGAUGAGCAGAGCUGGAACUUCUUUUCCCCACCACUCGUGCGCCGGUUCACAUCUCGGCUGCUACUGGAGCCCCCACCCUCACCAACAGCAUCACCACCACCAUGAUCCGCCUGAAGGACUUUGUCCUGACCCGAGUGGUGGAUUUCCUGCAAGACAAUCUGCUCAUCAUCAUCGUGGUGACCUCCCUUCUCAUCGUCAUGGUCUUCAUCAUCUGCUGUGCUUCUGCCAUGAGUCAUAAGCGUAAGCGGAGGCCUACAAACCCCCUCCGCAGCAACCCAAGAAGUACAUGGCUGAUAAACAAGGUGGACGCAAGGAGUUCAAGCGAGUUCAGGAGAGACCGUACGCUGGUUGACCACGUCAAGAGGGUCCAGAAUCAGAGCAUGGCAUCCCCCAAGCACCUGCGCCAACCCUCCAAGGCUCUGGUGGGAGAGAAGGGGAGAGAUGUCAGGUCGUCUCCUCGCCAGGAGAGUUCAGAAAGGUCAGGGAUGGGUAGAGGAGGUGGAGAAGAGGAGAGGAGGAUGCCAAAGCACAAGGAGCAGCCCAAAGUAACAGGUGAGGAGGUGCAGCAGAAGCUCCAGUUCCAGUCAAUCCAGUGUGCACCUGCAGCCACCUGA